This is a messenger RNA of Amoebophrya sp. A25, 2863 nucleotides long. The record is from the annotation of a GenBank genome assembly. NCBI's taxonomy places the organism in Eukaryota, Dinophyceae, Syndiniales, Amoebophryaceae.
GCUCAUGUUCAUGUUUUUUCAACAUUUUUUUAGCAGUAUUUAUUAAAGGUCCAGAAGAUUUAACAGGUUUGAAAUUGAAUUCACUAAAAUUAAAAAUCGAACUCGUAAUCUCUUCUGGAGCACGUUGUGGUCCUGCUCCUCUCCAGGAGAAAGAUGUUGUUAAAUCCUCCCCAACAAUCAACCUCGGCCACGUCUGGGCACUUGACCAGUCAGAUGGGUAGCUCUACGAUGCUGUCGGCUUCUGAAUCCUCUGGAGGCCUAGACCGAAAAGCCGUGAACCCAAGCAGAUGGGCACCAACAAGGAAAAACGAUCAGAAACCAGGACCCGGAGCUCACGACUUGCCAAGUCUCAAUGUGUGCCGUACUACGAAGAGUAUGGCUUUUCGGUGGAAUCGGGAUGACAGGUCACGCUACAUGGGUCGUGGCGGGAUGAAGCCAGCGUCCGUGGUCAAGAAGAAGUUUGACCAACAAGAACGAGAAUUCGAAAGAGCUGAACUACAAGAAGGCGGACCUCCAAGGAGUCGACAGAAGCAUACGACAACGGCGAACAAGACGGUCAAGAUUAGGUGAUCGGAUUUUGAAAAACACCAAGUAUUUUUAGAAACAAAUUCUGUCGAAGUAGUGGUCCCUUUUUUUCACUUCACCACCACCUCGUCAAACUACUCUAACGGAAGAAAAAGCACCCGUGGUCACGGAUCGCCUUCUGCAGCUGUGCAUCACGAAGUGCCGCCGCCUAGUGGCGAAUAUGGUGAAGAGGAGGACGCCCCACCACCUGGAACUUACGCUCCACGAAACCGCUUGUUCGAUCAACAGUCUCUGAGUAACGAGUUCGUCUUCGGAAAGCAAGGUGUUGGAGGUCUUUUCCCCGGUGUAGCUCGCGAUCUCUACGGUGUAGGUCUGAAUGCGAGUCGAGGUCUCGUUCCUGCGAAAAUGGUAAAUCGACAGACACAGUACGCGGAAAGCACGACGAAUCUGUUGAGACAAACGAGUACGAGGAUUGUCAUACAAGGGGAGAAUGUUAUGGCUCUUGCAGAAAGACACAGAUCAACCAAGAAUCUACCAAUGAUCUUGACCUUCUAGUACUGGUACUGAUCAAGUUGUAUCUGCUUCCUUGUACUUCAUCAAGAAGCUCUUCCUACAUUAUAUCUUGAUCUACUUCAACAGGUAUUUCAACUACAUCUGCAACUCUUCUACUCCUACUCCUUUUUAAUCUCCGAGCUGAUUUUAGCGGACUGAAUAUCCAACCUCAAGAUCCUGGCUUGCUUAUCCGACAAGGCGUCAAUGAAGCAGCGUCGCCUAGUACAGUCGUCCGAGUGCUGCCACCUAAUGAGGUAGAGAUCGCGAGGACACCUGGUAAAAAAGAGGACAUCAAGAAGGAAGUCGAUAUUGGUGGAGGUGCUACUUCUAGUACAGCAAUAAGACCUGGUGUUGCUACAACUGGUCCAACAGAGCAGGCAGGAGCAGCAUCCUCUGGCGGUCCUGCUGCAGCUGCUCGUGCUCGCACUCAUUCACCUGAAUCAAGGACAAGACUGCUUACAUCUGAGGAACAAGUCGAAGCAGUGACUACUAGCAGAGUUCCAAGUAGAUCCGCAAGUAGAGCAGGUGCUAGUCGCGGAGCAAAUGCCAGCAGGCCAUCAUCAGUGGGAGACCAGAGUGCCAAGUUUUCGGGUGUAUGCAGCGUCCGCAGGUUGCGACACGUAUCAUGGUCACCGAGAAGACGGGAAGCAGAGGAAAAAGAAUCAAGUUUCAGAUCUGGAGCUGCUGUGCCUGUCUACGUACUACUACUCUUUUUCCUUCACAACUUUGUUCUCACCUUGUCCACUGAUUUAAUAUCGUUGAGACCUCCACUUCUCAAAUGGAAAACUAGAAUGUCCAAGUUAAGUACCUUUUUGCACUACAACUCAUAUACAUGAUAUUUUACCGACGUUGUUUUUGUUCCAUCGAUCUUCAUCACCAGGGCUUCUCACCUCCGCGAGAACGACAGCCGCAUAUACUCGAAUUCGUGAAAACGCUUCCCUGGUAUGAGCAAGUUCUCUGGUUCGAGGCUGAGAUCAAAAAGGGACCCCUACCUCUGGACCUCCAUCGCUAUUUGGUCUUUUUGCAGUCAAAUCCGACAUUCAAGGGCCAUCGCGCAGUUGCGCAGAAAGAGCAAGUACAGAGAAUCGCAGAAAGGAAAGCAGGGAAGGUGAGUAAUCAAAGGGAGAGUUUGGGGAGCUAUCAACACAAUUGGCCGUCGUUUUCGCCAACUAGGUCGUAAAGAGCUUACAACAUUGUAUGUAAUUGUCAUAAUCGUUCUUGAUGUGUGUUGUACUAACAUCUUCUAGUACGAUUUAGUUGUGGGAGGGCUAGUUAUCGUCAGCAUGAGAUAAAAAAAGAUCAACACUGUUCAUAUGAUCUCUUCACUCGGAGAGCCGUAGAAAAAUCAAUGCUGGGGCGGGCAUUCUGCUUUUAAGUAUUCCUAAGUCGUAAGAGUAAGUCGUAAGUUUCGUUUUCAACGUAAAAGCCCAAGUCGCUUGCAGAUGUAUUUUUCGCGAGGGUAAUGUAUCGCUUUUCUUCCAGCAUUCGCUUUUCUCAUUCACAAGACUUGAAUGUCUUCAGCAACGAAAGAAAGUCACGAAUGCGAACUGUGCAUAACUUGCAGAUGUUGAGAAAACCACCGCAAGACACGAAACCGAAUGAAGCAUAUGGAAUCUCACACGUUAGAAGUCGUCGUCGUUGUGAGUGCUGUACUUAAUUUUGAAUUCCUUGGUUUUUUCAUGCUACAACCUGUACAAGUACAUGAUCUUUUUAAGUAGUUGGUUACAACUAGUAAUUUUUUUUGCGGCUUACGCGGCUCCUGCGCGUCAUCUGCACAUUUGAUGCG